GCCCCAAGUCCCCGUGCCUUGAGAAGUAUGCUCUGUUAGCUGUGGCGUAUGAUUCCUUUUCUCGUGUUUAUUUCGGAUUAUAACAACAGCAGAGAGAUUUUUUUUUUUGCAAAAAAAAAAAAACAAGCAGCAGAAAGAUACCCAUGGCCACCGUGGAGGAGGUGGGGAGAGGCGGCAUGGUUACCAUUUGCCUUCCUCCUCUUUCCAAGGAGGACCCUUUGCUCUCGGGAAAGAAGAGGUUAUCAGACGCCAGGAACCUCAAAUUUAAGUAUCAGUUACCAGCGUCCUCAUCAACUGAGGAGGUGCUUCAAAUAUUGGAUCAGAUAGUUCAAGCUACUAGAAUACUGCAUAUGGAUGAGAUAGAGCUUUAUUUUGCUGGAGAUGAUGAUUGUGGUCCGUACAGCCCGAGGAAUGAGCUUGAAUCCCUUAACUCAAUACUCAUAGUCAUAAAUUCUUUGCUCUCUGGUGCUAAAAAUGAUAUCAUACAAGUUUUGCACGUGUUGAAGAACAGAAUAAUGACCAUGAUCAAUUCUGUUGCGGUCCAAAAUAUUCAUGAAAUGAUCAUUGAGAAGUUAGAUGCUGAUACUGAGGAGAUGCUAUUGACAUGGGGGGAAGAUCAUGGAGUGAGAACCAAGUUGAAGAUAUCUUAUUUUAAGGAGGCUGGAAGAGGAGCAGUGGCAUCAGAGGAUCUAAGCAUCGGGGACAUUGCUUUGGAAAUCCCUGAAUCUCUCAUCAUAUCUGAGGACCUUGUUCGUGAAUCUGAUAUGUAUGACCCAUUGAAGAAAUUGGACGGUAUCGCCUCUGAUACAAUGUUGUUAUUGUGGAGCAUGAGAGAAAGGUAUAACUCCAAUUCAAGAUUCAAGAUUUAUUUUGACACAUUGCCUGAAGAAUUUAAUACAGGCUUGAGUUUUGGAGUUGAUGCACUUUCUGUAUUAGAGGGAACUCUUCUGCUAGAAGAACUAUUGCAAGCUAGAGAGCUCCUGCAUCAACAAUAUGAUGCAUUAUGCCCCAAAUUGUGUGCUAAUUACCCCAACAUAUUCCAACAAGAGCUAUACACAUGGGAUAAAUUUCUAUGGGCUUGUGAGCUCUGGUAUUCUAAUGGCAUGAAAGUUGUCCUGUCUGAUGGAAAGUUGGGGACAUGCCUGGUUCCCAUUGCUGGGCUUCUCAAUCACUCGCUAUGCCCACACAUACUUCACUAUGGACGUGUGGACCAAUCAACAAAAUCUUUAAAAUUUCAUGUAUCAAGGCCAUGCAAAGCAGGAGAACAGUGCUAUCUUAGCUAUGGAACCUUUCCUGGAUCUCAUCUGAUCACCUUUUACGGUUUUCUUCCGAAAGGAGACAACCCUUAUGAUGUCAUACCUCUAGAUUUUGAUGACUGUUGCAAUGAGGAUGGUAGAAGUAACGAAACAUGGACUGGUGAAAGUAGUAGAACCACUCACAUGGUUCGAGGGGCAUGGCUGUCCAAGAGUGACAGGCCUCAUACAUAUGGCUUGCCCCCUCCAUUGUUGGCUCAUCUUCGCUCUGUUUUGAAGGGUGAUGGCAUCGAGGAGCCUCCUGAAGUUCCUAAAGCAGAUAUGCACAAGGAACAUGAAAGAGCAGUGCUCAAAACAGUUCUGUCCAUUUUUAAUCCAAUGUUGGAAGGAAUAGGCGAUUCAGAUGAUUUCGACUGGGAUAAUUCUCGUUGGGAUGUAAAACUUGCAUUCGACUACAAAGAUCUACAGAGAAGGAUCAUUUCUUCUGUUACAAAGUCUUGUUACUCUGGCCUUGAAAUGUUGGAUGCAUCAGCAUGAGGUCAUAUGACUCAUCAAAUGCCCAAUCGUAGCAUUUUGACUAGUGUGAAGGAUGUGCGAAAGGUGGGUUUAAAGUCAAAAGAUGAGAGCAUCUCUUGGUCCAGCAAGCUUAUCAUACAUGUCAUUGAUGAUGGACCGAGAUACACCACACCACCAAAUUUAAUAGGCUUUCUAUUUAAUCAGCAGCAUAUUUAUAAUUCUUUCCACCUGUUUAAAGAUGCUUUUAGGAGCACCCGUGCUAGUGUAUAAUUAAAAGGAAUUCAAUCUUUAUGUCACUAGCUGCUUAUUUAAGUAAUCUUGGUCAUCAUUAUCAGAACC
This is a messenger RNA of Elaeis guineensis (African oil palm), 2108 nucleotides long. RefSeq names its product ribulose-1,5 bisphosphate carboxylase/oxygenase large subunit N-methyltransferase, chloroplastic. Gene Ontology annotation, biological process: peptidyl-lysine monomethylation. NCBI's taxonomy places the organism in Eukaryota, Viridiplantae, Streptophyta, Magnoliopsida, Arecales, Arecaceae. The record is from RefSeq and is a predicted model, not a curated record. Gene Ontology annotation, molecular function: protein-lysine N-methyltransferase activity; protein binding.